AUGUUGGAAGCCAAAGAGAACGAACGAUACUUUGACGUGGCGAAGGCUGCCCUCCUCCCAAUUCAUCAUAACAUCCCCCGCCGGUUUAAUGAUAUUCAUCACGGAACAGCGUACCAGGGCAUUGAGUCCAGCAAUUUAGGGGAGAUUCCAGAAACUCCUUCGGAUGAAGCUAUCUCGACUUCAAACAGACCUGAGGCCAUCUUCUCUGCCUUACCUGAUGAUAUCUCUUCAUUGACAUAA
Molecule: messenger RNA, 240 nt
Organism: Penicillium taxi
Lineage: Eukaryota; Fungi; Ascomycota; Eurotiomycetes; Eurotiales; Aspergillaceae
Exons: 2
Coding region: 1-240 (79 amino acids)
Source: RefSeq, a predicted model, not a curated record